Molecule: messenger RNA, 2610 nt
Organism: Emiliania huxleyi CCMP1516
Lineage: Eukaryota; Haptophyta; Isochrysidales; Noelaerhabdaceae
Gene: GPA2-1
Product: GPA2, alpha subunit of a heterotrimeric G-protein
Exons: 20
Coding region: 1-2610 (869 amino acids)
Biological process (GO): adenylate cyclase-modulating G protein-coupled receptor signaling pathway
Cellular component (GO): heterotrimeric G-protein complex
Molecular function (GO): G-protein beta/gamma-subunit complex binding; GTPase activity; guanyl nucleotide binding
Source: RefSeq, a predicted model, not a curated record
AUGGGUCUCUGCGCCUCCAAGCAGGUCGAGAAUGGGGCCACUGCGGAGGAUGACGCCUCGCGCGACAUCAACUCCAAACUGGAACAGAUGCAGCGCGAAGAGCAGGCCGUCACCAAGAUGCUGGUCCUCGGGACGGGCGAGAGCGGGAAGAGCACUGUCUUCAAGCAGAUGAAGCUUCUGUACUCGGUGCCGGAUCCGCCGGCCAAGUUCGUGACGGUGGUCCGCGCCAACCUCUUUGGCAACACCCACGCCGUCGCCGCCGGCAUGCAGAAGCUCGGCAUCGACUUCCAGACGGACGAGGGACGGAUGGCGUCCGACCUGCUUCUCAAGCUGCCGGCGGACGGGAACAUCGAGAUGGACGCGAUGUACCCCGCGGCGUUCGACGCGAUGUGGGCCGACCCCGGCGUCCAGGCCGCCAUCGCACGCUCCUCCGAGUUCCAGCUCAACGACUCGACGGCCUACUUUUGGGAGCGCGCGGGCGACAUCCUCCGGACAGACUUUGUCCCGACCCAGCAGGACGUGCUGCGAGCUCGCGUGCGGACGACGGGCAUCGUGCAGCAGAACCUCGCCAUCAACGGCCGGCGCUACUCGAUGUUCGACGUCGGCGGCCAGCGCAACGAGCGUCGGAAGUGGAUCCACGUGUUCGACAACGUGACCGCCAUCAUCUUCGUGACGGCAGUCUCCGAGUUCGACCAAGUGCUGUACGAGGACGAGAGCACCAACCGCAUCGACGAGGCGCUGCAGCUCUUCCAGCAGAUCCUCGCGCACCGCUCCUUCCACAACACGUCGAUCAUCCUCUUCCUCAACAAGCGCGACAUCUUCCAGAAGAAGCUCGAGCGCGGCGUGCCCCUCACUGUGUGGGACAAGGAGUACACCGGCGGGGCCGACUACCACUCCGCCAUCGACCACGUCAAGGCGCGCUUCCUCGCGCUCAACGACCGGCCUGAGCAGCGCCAGAUCUACGCGCACGCGACGUGCGCCACCGACUCGGACAACAUGGAGUUCGUGAUGGCGUCCGUGUUCGACAUCAUCCUCAAGGAGAACCUGCGCAAGAUGGACGAGGGGACGGCGGACGCCCUCGAGACGGGCGGCGGCGGCGUCUCGGCGGUCAAGUCUCCCGCACCGUACGCCGAGGACACGGUCAUCCUGGCGGCGUGCUUCUUCACGGACUCGCUCUCGGAGCGGAUGGUGCUGACGGACGCGCGAGACGCCGCGCGGCUCCCCGCCGUCGAGCUGCAGCGCGGCCGCAUCUCCGACGCAGAGUGGCGGUGGUGCAUGGCGCUGGGCAAGGGGGUGCCCCCCUCGACGCAGAUGCAGACCUCGCACUCCGAGAUCGGCUCCUUCGCCGGCAACUUCAAGGACGGAGUGCGCGCGCUGCGCAAGCUGCUGGCCAUGCCGGACGGCGCCGAGCUGGGCUGGCUGUACGACAAGCCCAUCUACCUCGAGCACUCGCGGCUCACCGUGCUGCUCUGCGUGCGCAAGCUGCCCGAGGAGGUUCGCGCCUACUUCCCUCCCGGCGCGAUGAAGCACCCGGUCUCGUGGCGCGUGCACGAGGAGUUUGAGGACGCGACGUACCUCAAGUACUCCGGGCAAGACACGGUCGCCGCGCCGUGCAAGCCCCCGCCAAAGGACGAGGAGCUCAACCCGUUCGCGCCCAACCCGGUCCGCUUCCGCUGGUUCAAGGGCGCGGUGCUCUUCAACUCGCAGGUCGAGAAGAUCCCGGAGCGCGGCGUCUACCUUGGCAUCCUGCGUGUCGUCUCGACGCCGUCCGGCUUCAAGGUGAUGGUCAACGAGCACAACCGCGUGAUGAUCCCGCACAUCUUCCUCACCUCGCAGCAGCUCACCGACGAAGAGCGGGCGUGGGCGCACGGCGUGCGCGUGCGGUGGGAGCGGGGCGUGCCGCUUCUCGAGGGCGCCACGCCCAACCGCGGCUGGCUCGGGCCAGAGGUGACUGGCGAGGAGGGGGCGACCUUCCGCGAGAAGCUCUGGUGGGCGAUCGGAGAGGCAAAGGAGCGGCUCGGCGUCGGCGGUGGGCCGUCGGCUGGCGCUACGAACGCAGUCAACGAGGCGGCGCCGCUCGGCGUGCUGUACGACCACGAGGCGAUCGAUAUCGACGAGCGCGGACACAUACAGCUGCUGCUCUUCUGCUCGCUGGUGGAGGACGAGUCGGAGCUGCUGCCGGGGCACGUGUGGGUCGACCGCAAGGUGCUCGAGACGCAGAACAUGCGCUUCAUGUGCCCGAACACGCUCUCGUCCAUCGUCUCGCGGCAGGGCGCGCUGCAGCGAGAGCUGGCGUCGAUCGACACGGGCGUGACGGUCGACAACAUGGAGCUGAUGGCGCAGAUGCGGGCGCACAAGGAGGCGCUCAAGGAGAAGAUCGCGGCGCUCUCCGACGCGCAGCGGCCGCUCCGCUGGGUCAACCGCGUCAUCUCGUGGUGCGCCGACAAGCGCCCCUCCUUCGCUGACGGCGUGCCCGGCGCGGAAGGCCUCUCGACCGACGAGCUCGUGGCGGAGGCGAUGCGGCGCAACACGGCCGUGUCCGAGCUCAAGCAGGCGCGUCGCGCGCUCCUGGCCGAGCAUCUCCCGCCGCCCAGCCGCACCUCGGGCUGA